AGCUGGAUAUCUCAUGGGAUUUAAUAACUGUCGUAAAUGUCACACUUUUCUUCACAAAAUGGCUAUCGAUAGGCAUUUAACUGUCUAUGCACCGGUAUCUCAUAAAAUUAGCCUGUCAUGCUAUUUCCCUGAUUUUAAAUAUUUUAACAUUUUUACAGUUUAAAACGGACUUGUCUUUCAAUGUUGCUAGUUAAAGUGACAUUAUACUAGUGCUAAGUAACAUUAGCCGUUUGAGUCCAGCUAGUUUGCUUAUACGGUAACUAUGUAGUCAGACUAUGCGCGUUCUAGCAAGUACACUACUUGUUCGCCAGCAAGCGAAUUAACCUGAUUGCAAGCAAGCUAGUGGGAACUAUGUAAAGAUAUGUAACAGCUCGCUACGCUAUUGGAUUACCGACACCCGUUGUCUGUCUUGCUUCACAGAAAUUCUUAUUUUUCUAGAAAGGUCCAGACUCCACCAAACUGCAGGCAGAGGGAGAGGUAUGGAUCAUGGCUGGAGUUGAGACUCAACUUAUGCUGAGUGUUGGGUUAAUUGAAAAGGAUGUGAACCACGAUGUCCUGUGGGUGUGGUGCUACCCCUCUGUCAGCGCGGAGCUGCGGGACGUCCUGCUCAGGAAGUGCUGCCUCACGCUGGAGGGCUCUGUCCUCCACACCUUCGUGUUCGGCCAGUUCAGCCGCACCUGGUACUACAUAACCACCGUGGAGGUUCAGGAGCCCACUGCCCUGAAGAAGGUCACACAUUUUUCAAUAGUACUUACUGCAAAAGAUUUCAACCCUGAGAAGUAUGCUGCAUUCAGCAGAGUCCUCUGCAGGAUGUACUCCAAACACGGCAGCCCGGUCAGAAUGAUGGAGGGCUACAUCGCCGUCCUCACCAAGGGCGUGUGCCAGAGCGACGAGAACGGCUCCUUCCUUAUCAGGGACUACGAUGCCCGGAAGGCCUAUUUAGCCGGCUCCAUCAAAGACGUGGUGUCCCAGUUUGGGAUGGAGAGCAUCAUCCUGUACACAGCCCUGAUGCUGAAGAAGAGGGUUGUGGUGUACCACCCUCGCAUCGAAGCACUGCUGGAGUUCACAAGAGUUCUCCCAGCCCUGACAUGGCACAGAAAGGACUGGUCUAUUCUGCACCCCUACGUCCAUCUGAAUGACACAGAACUAGAAUCGCUUCGCUUGUGCACAGGAUACGUCGCUGGGUUCGUUGAUCCAGAAAUAAGUAACAGACCUGACCUUUUUGAUGUGUACGUCAACCUCCCCGACAGUGAAAUCACCAUUUCCCAGAAUGCAAAAGAGGCCAUGACGAUGGGGAAGCUGCACAAGGACAUCGGGCUGCUGAUGGUGCAGUCAGCCGAGCACGCCGACAGGACCGACGGCCAGGUGAUAAAGGACAUUUCCGUGAAGACGAAGGAGAUUUUGACCAACUUGACAUCCCUAGCGGAGGAAUGCGAGGAUUCCAAAAUCACCUUGGAGACCUUAAAGCGGCGGCGCCUCCCCUCGGCCACGGAGAACUUCCUGUUUCACCUGGCGGCCGCCGAACAGCUGCUGAAGAUCUGAGCGGGACCUCUGCCCCGGAGUACCGCUCGCGUGCCAGAACACGCUCAGCUCAGCCCUUCAUGUUAGGCCCCUCUUCAACCAGCAGACAAAUGAACACUCAUAAUUGGACUGUCGUUAAUACUGGAACUUUCCGUGAAACAGUUCCGGCCAGUUUAAUCCCCGUUUUUAAAGUGAGGCAGAGUCAGGGGAAGGCUUUUAUGGUCAUAUAACACAAAUUGAUAUUAGGCUAUGUUAGUAACCGAGUUUAAGGAUUUGGGUAUACUGUAUGUGUCAGCAGUUGCGCUGUAGAUGAAAUUUCCACAUUUUCCAAGUGUCACCCAGUGUCAGCCGUUAGGUGUAAUUCAUUCAGGUUAAGCAGAAGAGAUUUACAGUCACCAGACCCAUUAGCUAUUCUGUUAAAGGCAAAAUCCGAAACAGAAGUUAUUUUACUGGUGUGUGCUGUUUUUUCUGGUGUAAAAAAUGAAAAUGAUUACUGCUAAUUAUAAAAAUGCUGACUCCCAGUGAUGGGGUACACAUUGAUGGCAUAUGCAGCAGCAACACCCCCCAUUUGAACUGAUUUCAGUCGUUUUCCCCCGACUCUCAGUUCCACGGAAGAUAGUUCACUGUGACUGACUGCUGUCCACGCCUAGUGCAUCUCACUAAAUCAUGUGCCUCAUCCCCCAGUCUCCACACCCAUGUGACCUACGUUGGCCUAUUAGGCGUGAGGCAUCCAUUAUGCUGUCUGGUAUGAUGACCGUCUUGUCAGAAAUAUCUUUUUUUUAACUUUCAUCCCUUAUUUUACUCCUUUUUAGCAUGGAAUGCCCAAUAAUUCGGUCCCUUCGCGGGCCUGCAUCGGUCUGUCGAUGAGAGCGCAGGUUAGCCUGCUCUGCAGCGGAGCGAUGGGGGUUACCAUGCCAACUGCAGCCGUCCCUCGCUAGGCAACGCUACAGCCAUCUUGCGGGACUUUGAGCCACAGUCCUGGUUUUAGUGGCCUGAGUACAAGUGCCAAUUUAUCAAUCCGUUCUUUUUCUAGCCCACUUCGUCCUGGUCAGGGUUACGGACGGGCUGGAGCCUAUCCCAGCAUGCAGUGGGCAGUCCCUUAGUGUGAAUAAAGCGUACGAUCAACAAAUGACUGAAGAAAAAUGUACAUACAUAAGAUACGAUCAGAGCUAUAUUUUCACAUGGAGCAGGGUGUCUAUGACCCUGGUCAUGAAUUUAGUUGUUACUCGGCACUUAAUUGAUCAGUUCAAGCACUUGAUUGCUUGGUAAAGUCGUUAUGUGUAUUUUUUCACGCAAAGUUCUGUUGCUGAUUUUAAGGGCGAGACAAAAGCUCUACGAAACUUGGCACCUUGUGGGUUUUCUGAAUCUGGGUUAGACACGCUUAACAUUGAGAAUAAAGAGUGGUGCGUUUCUUAUUUUCAUUUCUCUUACGGCUUUAGUGUGACACAAGCAAUAAAAAAACUAGUUUGAAUUGUCUAAGCACAGAUUUUUCACAGCUGAUGCAGUCAGAACCAUUAUUGGUUCUUUUUUUCCCAAAUAAUUUUAAAAAAGAUUAUUGUGUCAAAGUAAGGCCAGCGGGCAGCUUGUUUUGUUUAAUGCAUUUCAUUUCAUUUAAUUUCUUUUUGUUCUUUUAAUGUGUGCGAUCAGAGCAAUUAGACCCAAAGGCAUUAUUCUUGAGAAGGAGUGUUGGAAAUUUGUCUUAAAAUGACAUUUUUAUUGUGAUUGGUUUUAAUCAUAGAGGGGGUGUCUGGUGGCUCUGCAGAACGUGGUUUUGACUUUGCGUCUCUUUAUUUUCAAGUUCUUUAAAAGUAAAUAUCGCCUGUUGGGGAAUAAUCCAUUG
Messenger RNA from Anguilla anguilla (European eel), 3361 nucleotides. It is a transcript of the gene dennd10, whose product is annotated as DENN domain containing 10. The coding region runs from base 487 to 1542 and encodes 351 amino acids. The transcript has 10 exons. Gene Ontology annotation, cellular component: late endosome. Gene Ontology annotation, molecular function: guanyl-nucleotide exchange factor activity; small GTPase binding. The record is from RefSeq and is a predicted model, not a curated record. Gene Ontology annotation, biological process: protein transport; regulation of early endosome to late endosome transport. Lineage: Eukaryota; Metazoa; Chordata; Actinopteri; Anguilliformes; Anguillidae.